Messenger RNA from Drosophila busckii, 966 nucleotides. RefSeq names its product ribosome biogenesis protein NSA2 homolog (gene Ip259). Gene Ontology annotation, cellular component: preribosome, large subunit precursor; nucleolus. Gene Ontology annotation, biological process: maturation of 5.8S rRNA; maturation of LSU-rRNA. The record is from RefSeq and is a predicted model, not a curated record. Lineage: Eukaryota; Metazoa; Arthropoda; Insecta; Diptera; Drosophilidae. The coding region runs from base 137 to 916 and encodes 259 amino acids. The transcript has 2 exons.
ACAUAAAAGUAUAUAUGUAUGGUUACAUAGCUUUUACACGUGAAAUAAUGUUAUUUUAAUUCAAAUCAAUUUAAAAAUGAACGUAUUGUUUUCCAUUAAAUAGAAGGUCUGCAGUCUGCAAUAAACUAAAAAAAAAAUGCCUCAAAAUGAGUAUAUGGAGCGGCACCGUAAGUUAUACGGUCGACGACUUGACUACGAAGAGCGUAAACGUAAGAAGGAAGCACGUCUUCCGAAGGAACGUGCACGUAAGGCACGUAAGCUCCGAGGCAUUAAGGCAAAGUUGUUUAAUAAAGAGCGCCGAAAUGAGAAAAUUCAAAUUAAGAAAAAGAUACAAGCACAUGAAGAGAAAAAGGUGAAGAAACAGGAUGAGAAAGUUGAAGAUGGAGCGCUCCCACAUUAUCUCCUUGACCGAGGCAUUCAGUCUAGUGCUAAGGUCCUUUCAAAUAUGAUAAAGCAAAAACGCAAAGAAAAAGCUGGAAAAUGGGAUGUACCAAUACCUAAAGUACGUGCUCAGUCUGAUGCGGAAGUAUUCAAGGUUUUAAGAACCGGCAAGACAAAAAGAAAAGCUUGGAAACGCAUGGUGACAAAAGUUACAUUUGUUGGCGAAAACUUCACACGAAAGCCACCAAAGUUUGAACGCUUCAUUCGUCCGAUGGCACUUCGGAUGAAAAAGGCACAUGUAACGCAUCCCGAAUUAAAGGCAACAUUCCACCUGCCAAUCAUUGGUGUUAAAAAGAACCCCAGCUCGCCAAUGUUCACUUCGCUAGGUGUGAUAACAAAGGGUACAGUUAUUGAAGUCAAUAUUUCGGAGUUAGGCCUUGUAACUCAAACUGGCAAAGUGGUUUGGGGAAAAUACGCACAAGUCACAAACAAUCCUGAAAAUGACGGAGUGAUAAACGCUAUACUUCUUGUUUAAGUGACGUAACAUGCGUUGUCUUUAAGGUCAAUAAAAAAUAAAAAUAAAAA